Molecule: messenger RNA, 4280 nt
Organism: Pocillopora verrucosa
Lineage: Eukaryota; Metazoa; Cnidaria; Anthozoa; Scleractinia; Pocilloporidae
Source: RefSeq, a predicted model, not a curated record
GAACCAACCAACCUCAAUGAGUGAUACAAGUGCAACAGUCAUGGUUCACAAUACUUUGCAACCUCAGAAUGACUAUCCAAUGCAAGAAGGCAACAUUCUUAAUGGGCCAUUGCCAGCCAGCACAAAUUAUAAUCUGAUAAAUCCACUACACAUAGCAGAUGCAGGUGGUGGUCUAAACCUGGAAACAGUGUUGGAUCAAUCAAUGGAAAUGUCUGACAGCUCAGCCGAUAAUCACAAUACUACUAGUGGUAUUUCUGGACUUGAUCACAACUUGUCCUCAGAUGAUCUGUCGCCACAUGAAGAUGAGUACUUUCACCUGAGUGUCGAGCCGGAAAGAGUUCCUCUACAGGGUGGUAAAUUCUGUCGUUUUUCGUUUGGUCGAGCGCUUCCCGGGAAUGUGCAGUCUGCAUUAGCUAUCUUCGAGAAUCUAGACACUGUUGAAGUUGAGAGGUGCGGCGGAGACUCCCUUGUUGGAAAGAAAAUUCCACCUUCCAAAGAAGCAGGAGUGGUUAGAGUAUUUUUACGACGAGCAGAUGGUACCAAGCGAGGCGAAACGGAAAUUGAGUACUACAAUGAAAGAAAAGAAAUUCUUCAACGGAUAACUAGUGACCCGGUGUUACAGGCGGAUAUUUUUCAAUAUCUUUCUGAGAAGUUGAGGAAUAGUAACACUACAACAGCCAGUGUCGCUGAAGCACAAAACUCUGGAAUUUUUGGUUCCACAGAACCUGUGCAGAUGCUAUGCGUCUUAGUUUACGCUGCAGCAGAAAUUGGUGGUCAACAAUUCAUUGAAAUGAUCUUCAACUCGUCCGCCGGAAGAGUAGUUUAUGAUCGUUACAAAGACAGCUCAGCUCUUCCCGAAGCUAUUGCCAGGGAGUAUGGGCACGAGAAGACAGCUACUUUUCUUGAGGAGAUAACUAGCAGAUUUUCCAAAGAGGCUAGUGAAGCCCAAAACUACCCCCAGACAAUCGAUUGGUCUGAGCUUGUGAGAGCUGCAGAGGAAGCACAAAAGCAGCCCGGCCUCAACACUGAAGAAGAGAGCAAUCAUCUUGAGAUUAAUGUUGUAAAGGACACUGGUUAUUUAGGAGACAUAGACACCUCUUCCAACGAAACUUGCGAGAGUGGAAGCUCCGAGUCUGAAGAUAAUAUUCCUUGGGCGACUUCUAAAGAAAUGAAUUACCAAGCAGAUGAGCUCAGCGAAAUUGCAUCGGCAUAUGAAGAUCAGGAAUUUGGAAUCAAGAAGGCAGCUGUGAGUCAAAGUCUGAUGUAUAUUUGUGGGACUGGACAUUUUAAGAGAGAAAAAGUAAAUUCUACAGUGUCCAAGAAAGUUGUGUUACCGACCUUAGAAGGAUGGCAACUCUCCCUCUUCCAAGAUAGCUUCAUUCGUGAGGCGUCCGGCUUGAAACACCUGAGAAGUCUCAAUCGAUGUGAUACUUCGUUUUUCCUGGGCCCAGAGCAGGAAAGUAUUCAAUAUCGUAUAAUCACGGAGUAUGAGAAGUGGUGCCUCCUGUUUAAAUACAUGAAAUACAGCCGGUUACACAGUCGGAAGUUCGCAGCUGAAGGUGGACAGUUUGUAGAAAAAUUUAAUCAGGAAACCCAAGCUGUUAUGAUGGGAGCCUCCUUUGGCUGCACUGAAGACCUUCUUCGUAUACAAUCAACUAGAGAACUCGUUACAACGUCAGAUAAUCCGGGGUUAGCUGUUCAAUGGAAUUUGACUCAAGGGUCAACAAAACAUUGCACUUCUUCCGAUUUAUGGGUGUUGACUUGUCUGUGCCGUCCUGCGAGGAACAUUUUGUUUGUGUAUGUUGCAGACAACGGUGAUGUUUUGCCUCAAAAAGCGUAUUUCGAUGAUGACAGAUACGAGUUGUCAAUCCAGUACUGGCAGUGGCAGAGAUACUGCAGCAGUUUGUUUGAUGUCCAAAAUAGGCUACAAGAAAUGCGAAAACUAUCAGAGGAAAUGAGACCAGAAUUCGGCCCAACCCCUCUUCCUACAUACAACGCAAAGAUGUUGCCUCAAGUGCAAGACAAACACAUGAUACGCCAGCCUGAAUGCUGUCCUACUUGGUUGUAUACCAUGAUACAUCAAUGCUGGGUCUAUGCUCCAGUGGAAAGGCCACCUUUCAUCGCUAUAUUUGAUGGCAUCUCGUCGAGGACAUUAGGGGUGCACUCAAUAGUAACUUGGCUGAGUCAUUGUAACCAGGGAAGGUAUUUACCGCUGGAUAAAUGCCAUUCAGAGGAUCCUUACCUUGUAAACGACAAAACAAAUCACCCAUCCUUUAACGUCAACGUGACUGAUUACCGCAGCGCAAGAAAGGAAAAGUUAUACGAAGAACACUUACAUGGGGACGAUGGAGGUAAUGUGAUCCUCACUGACAAGCACCCCUUAGUUCGAGGAAGGAAAAACAAUGCAAAAGGUCUUCCCUUGAUUACAGGAGAUCCCCCUGCUAAAAUGUUUUACAGAAUCAGCGAAGGUAUCGCUGACGCCCAAAACGAGGUUAAUGUCGAAACUUCAUCCAUCUAUCCGCCUGGUUGUAAAGAGAUAUCACGAAAACAGAUAAUUGGUUUGCACGACAAACUAGAUGUAACUAGAUGCUUGAGAAAACGCCUCAGUGAAAUCGACUACGUAGGCAAUAGUACAGAAGGAUGCUUCAACGGAUACUGGGGAAAAGGCCUGGGUGAGGGUUUGGCGAAGAGUGAAGAUUUGGCAAGGGGUACGUCAUUAACUGCUUUCAAUUACGACCUGAAUGAGGCUUUGAUAAAGGGUUCGUCGAUAUCUGACAUCCACCAAGUAACAGACCUGUCUGGAGACUGGGGAAAAGGCCUGGCUGAGGAUUUGGCAAAGAGUAAGUCAUUUACUGCUUUCACCCUAACAGUCAACAGCGCCGACGGACACCUGUUUGGAGACUGGGGAAAAGGCCUUGGUGAGGGUUUGGCGAAGAGUACGUCAUUAACUGCUUUCACCCUAACAGUCAACAGCGUCGACGGAUACCUGCAUGGAGACUGGGGAAAAGGCCUUGGUGAGGGUUUGGCGAAGAGUACGUCAUUAACUGCUUUCACCCUAACAGUCAACAGCGUCGACGGAGACCUGUAUGGAGACUGGGGAAAAGGCCUGGGUGAGGGUUUGGCGAAGAGUACGUCAUUAACUGCUUUCACCCUAACAGUCAACAGCGUCGACGGAGACCUGCAUGGAGACUGGGGAAAAGGCCUGGGUGAGGGUUUGGCGAAGAGUACGUCAUUAACUGCUUUCGCCCUAACAGUCAACAGCGUCGACAAAUACCUGCAUGGAGACUGGGGAAAAGGCCUGGGUGAGGGUUUGGCGAAGAGUGCUUCACUAACUGCAUUCACCCUAAUAAUCAACAACGUUCGCCAAUACCCGCAUGGAGACUGGGGAAAAGGCCUGGGUGAGGGUUUGGCGAAGAGUACGUCAUUAACUGCUUUCACCCUAACAGUCAACAGCGUCUACAGAUACCUGCAUGGAGACUGGGGAAAAGGCCUGGGUGAGGGUUUGGCGAAGAGUACGUCAUUAACUGCUUUCACCCUAACAGUCAACAGCGUCGACGGAUACCCGCAUAGAGACUGGGGAAAAGGCCUGGGUGAGGGUUUGGCGAAGAGUGCUUCACUAACUGCAUUCACCCUAAUAAUCAAAAACGUUCGCAGAUACCCGCAUGGAGACUGGGGAAAAGGCCUGGGUGAGGGUUUGGCGAAGAGUGCUUCACUAACUGCAUUCACCCUAAUAAUCAAAAACGUUCGCAGAUACCCGCAUGGAGACUGGGGAAAAGGCCUGGGUGAGGGUUUGGCGAAGAGUACGUCAUUAACUGCUUUCACCCUAACAGUCAACAGCGUCGACAGACACCUGCAUGGAGACUGGGGAAAAGGCCUUGGUGAGGGUUUGGCGAAAAGUAUGUCAUUAACUGCUUUCACCCUAACAGUCAACAGCGUCGACGGAGACCUGUAUGGAGACUGGGGAAAAGGCCUGGUUGAGGGUUUGGCGAAGAGUACGUCAUUAACUGCUUUCACCCUAACAGUCAACAGCGUCGACAAAUACCUGCAUGGAGACUGGGGAAAAGGCCUGGGUGAGGGUUUGGCGAAGAGUGCUUCACUAACUGCAUUCACCCUUAUAAUCAACAACGUUCGCAGAUACCCGCAUGGAGACUGGGGAAAAGGCCUGGGUGAGGGUUUGGCGAAGAGUACGUCAUUAACUGCUUUCACCCUAACAGUCAACAGCGUCGACGGAGACCUGCAUGGAGACUGGGGAAAAGGCCUGGGUGAGGGUUUGGCGAAGA